Messenger RNA from Coregonus sp. 'balchen', 726 nucleotides. Lineage: Eukaryota; Metazoa; Chordata; Actinopteri; Salmoniformes; Salmonidae. The record is from the annotation of a GenBank genome assembly.
GUCUUGAUCGCGUGCAGCAGUUGGCAGAGAACACUUUGUAUUUCCGUCGGAGAAUGACAGAGAUGGGCUUUAUCAUCUACGGCAACAACGAUUCGCCCGUAGUUCCCAUGAUGCUCUACAUGCCGGCCAAGAUAGGGUGAGUCAGCCCUGGCAUCCAUAGUUUCAUCUAUGAAUAUGAGUGGUUACCUUUCCCCAGCCCCAUCCCUCAGCUUUAUAGCAAACAAAGUGGCUUGAAUGCAGUUAUGUUUUUCAAAUUAGGCUCAAAACUUUAAAUACAUAUUUGGUUGUGCACCUACUCGCAAAGUUGAUGUUCGAUGCCCGCUCUCUCUCACUCCCUCUCUCUCUCUCUCUCUCUCUCUCUCUCUCUCUCUCUCUCUCUCUCUCUCUCUCUCUCUCUCUCUCUCUCUCUCUGUGUCUCUCUCUCUCUCUCUCUCUCUCAGGGCAUUUGGUAGAGAGAUGCUGAAGAGGAACAUCGGGGUGGUGGUGGUGGGCUUUCCAGCCACACCCAUCAUUGAGUCCAGAGCACGAUUCUGUAUCUCUGCCGCUCACACCAAAGACAUGCUCGACACGGUAACUAUCCCCCCAUGCUUGGCACAAAAUGGGGACCUUUUUCACACUAAAGACAUAAAGAGUGCACACUCAUGGUCCUAUGUCAUUCCAUUCUUUCUUCCAUUCUAUAGCUUCCACUUCCUAGUGCAGCGUUUCCCAAACUUGGGUACAGGACCC